AUGCCCCCGCAGUUUGGCCGUAGCGCCUUACACACAAUUCUCAACCUUUUUCACUCGGUGUCAACGAUCAUGCCUGUGUUUUCGGCCUCUUCUGGUCCCAUCACCAUCAAAGCUCCUGCAGAAAACGUGUGGCAAAAGCUUUGCGACACGUCGACAUGGCCUUCGUGGAAUACUUUUGUUCCCAAAGCCGAUCAUGUAGAUGUGUUGGAUAGCCAUACUUCAUCUGAUCAAGAAGUCUGGAGCAUCGGCCAGCGGCGCCAAUUCCACGUCAAGAUGGGGGGAAAGAUAACACUGAGGGUCAUGGAGGUCACAGCGUUUGAAACGCCAGUUGCAGAGCAGGAAAAGAGGGCCUGGAAGAUAUGUUGGAGUGCUCAGGGAUAUCCUGAUUUUCUUUUGAAGACGGUGAGAUGGAAUGAGGUUGAGGAGACAGAAGGAGGUGGAUGUGUGUACAGGACGGGUGAAGACAUGGAUGGUGUCCUUGCGUAUUUUGUUAAGCUUUUAGCUGGGAGGGCCGUCGCAAGCGGAAUCAAUACCUGGGCUAAGGAUCUCAAAGACAUUGCUGAGAAGGAGGAGAGAGAGAAAGCUUCUCUAUAG
Molecule: messenger RNA, 594 nt
Organism: Parastagonospora nodorum SN15
Lineage: Eukaryota; Fungi; Ascomycota; Dothideomycetes; Pleosporales; Phaeosphaeriaceae
Exons: 2
Coding region: 1-594 (197 amino acids)
Source: RefSeq, a predicted model, not a curated record